GCUGCUCUGGUCGGAGGGACGACCAUGGUCAUCGGCCACGUGCUGCCCGACAGGGAGACCUCCCUCCUGGACGCCUACGAGAAGUGCCGGAGCCUGGCCGACCCCAAGGUCUGCUGUGACUACGCCCUGCACAUGGGCAUCACCUGGUGGGCUCCCAAGGUGAAGUCGGAGAUGGAGAGCCUGGUGCGGGAGAAGGGGGUGAACUCCUUCCAGAUGUUCAUGACCUACAAGGACCUGUACAUGCUGCGGGACAGCGAGCUCUACCAAGUCUUCCUCGCCUGCAAGGACAUUGGCGCCAUCGCCCGGGUGCACGCUGAGAACGGGGAGCUGGUGGCAGAGGGUGCGAAGGAGGCGCUGGAUUUGGGCAUCACGGGACCAGAGGGAAUCGAGAUCAGCCGACCGGAGGAGCUGGAGGCUGAAGCCACGCACCGUGUGAUCACCAUCGCCAACCGGACUCACUGCCCCGUCUACCUGGUCAACGUGUCCAGCGUGUCUGCCGGCGAUGUUGUGGCUACCGCUAAGAUGCAAGGGAAAGUGGUGUAUGCAGAGACCACCACGGCGCACGCCACGCUGACGGGCCUGCACUAUUAUCACCAGGACUGGUCCCACGCCGCCGCCUACGUCACUGUGCCGCCCCUGCGGCUGGACACCAACACCUCCACCUACCUCAUGAGCCUGCUAGCCAACGACACCCUGAAUGUCGUGGCUUCCGACCACCGACCCUUCACCAGCAAGCAGAAAGCCAUGGGCAAGGAGGACUUCACCAAGAUCCCGCACGGCGUGAGCGGCGUGCAAGACCGCAUGAGCGUCAUCUGGGAGCGGGGUGUGGUAGGGGGGAAGAUGGACGAGAACCGCUUUGUAGCCGUGACCAGCUCGAACGCGGCCAAGAUCCUCAACCUGUACCCACGGAAGGGCCGCAUCAUCCCCGGGGCCGACGCAGACAUUGUGGUGUGGGACCCUGAAGCCACCAGGACCAUCUCUGCCAGCACCCAGGUGCAGGGGGGAGACAUCAGCCUGUAUGAGAACAUGCGCUGCCACGGGGUGCCGCUGGUCACCAUCAGCCGCGGGCGCGUGGUCUACGAGAACGGUGUCUUCAUGUGUGCUGAGGGCACCGGCAAGUUCUGCCCGCUCCGCUCCUUCCCCGACUCCGUCUACAAGAAGCUUGUCCAGCGGGAGAAGAGUUUAAAGCUUAGGGGCGUGGAGCGCACCCCCUACCUGGGGGACGUGGCUGUGGUGGUGCAUGCUGGGAAAAAGGAGACGGGGACUCCACUUGCAGAUACCCCCACCCGACCUGCCACUCGACACGGGGGCAUGAGGGACCUUCACGAGUCCGGCUUCAGCCUAUCCGGUUCUCAGAUCGAUGACCACGUUCCAAAGCGAGCUUCGGCCCGGAUUCUCGCUCCCCCCGGAGGCAGGUCUAGCGGCAUUUGGUAAAACCAGCGACCUGUCCCCAAACUAAGGACGCAGCAGCAGCUCCCCACUCCUCCUGCCGGCCCCGCCCCCACUGGAAGACCUGGCCGUGCCACCCCCCCGGGCACCGGGACACCACAGUGCUGUCCAGCAGGGCUGUUUGCCAUCCAGUCCCGCCAGGCGGCGGCGCCCGCUGGGAGGAGGCUGCGGGCGGGCCAUGGCGGGUGUGGCCAUGCACCCGCGCACGACUGCAGCUCCUUUCUGUGGGAUAACGUUUGCUUUGCCGGCUGCGAAGCUGGGCUCCUGGGCCCACGGCGUGCAGCGUGGGCCAGGUGGGGCGCUGGUGCAGGCUGGGCCGGGCGGGGGGAGGGAGGGAGGGCGGCCUCUACGUUCCCUUUUCUGUUUGCACGUUGGGUUUGGAUCAGUGAGUUUUGACUUGUUUGUGCAUCACGUGAAAAUAAUCCCA
Molecule: messenger RNA, 1876 nt
Organism: Trachemys scripta elegans
Lineage: Eukaryota; Metazoa; Chordata; Testudines; Emydidae
Gene: DPYSL5
Product: dihydropyrimidinase like 5
Exons: 11
Coding region: 25-1434 (469 amino acids)
Cellular component (GO): cytosol; cytoplasm
Molecular function (GO): hydrolase activity, acting on carbon-nitrogen (but not peptide) bonds, in cyclic amides
Source: RefSeq, a predicted model, not a curated record